AAAACAGCCAAUCGCCUUUUCCCUGAACAAAGCCCGCCCACCGUGGAUGGAGCGGAACGUCCGUGAUGGCACCCGGGCUCAGGCCGCAUGCGCAAGUGCACCGCGCCGGUUAAAAGCGGCUCUCCUCGGGAGGCGGUGCUGCGGUUCAUGAAUAUUGAUUACGCACCGGGGCGCCGUGCGCCCGCCCCUCUAGUCUGCCGUCGUUCGCUCCUCGCGCUCGGGCUCGUGAUGGGGAAAAAGUCCCGGGCGGUACCCGGCCGCAGGCCUAUCCUGCAGCUCUCUCCACCAGGUCCUCGGAGCAGCACCCCGGGCCGGGAUCCCGACCCCGAUCCGGAUCCCGAGGCUGAUUCGACGGCGGCGGCGGCGGGGACUAGCCAGUCAGCCCCGGCAGCUGCGACGGCGGCGGCCGCGACGUCACCCGCGGUGCCUGCCACCGCUGCCCCAGAGGACUCGCCUUCAGAAGAUGAACAGGAAGUGGUGGUGGAGGUCCCCAGCGUUGUUCAGAAUCCUCCCAAACCAGUCAUGACCACCAGACCCACAGCCGUUAAGGCAACAGGAGGUCUGUGCUUACUUGGUGCUUAUGCUGACAGUGACGAUGACGAGAGUGAUGUGUCUGAAAAAACAGCCCAAUCCAAAGAGGCAAAUGGAAACCAGGCUACUGACAUCGACAGCACACUCGCCAACUUCCUAGCGGAGAUAGAUGCCAUAACAGCUCCUCAGCCUGCAGCUCCUGUGGUAGCUUCUGCUCCACCUCCAACUCCACCUCGACCAGAACCAAAAGAAGCAGCAACACCUGCCCUUUCUUCCACCACAUCAAAUGGAACAGACACUUCCCAGACACCAGGGUGGCAUUAUGACACUCAGUGUUCAUUGGCAGGAGUUGAAAUUGAGAUGGGAGAUUGGCAAGAAGUCUGGGAUGAGAACACAGGUUGCUAUUAUUAUUGGAACACACAAACAAAUGAAGUAACUUGGGAGUUACCCCAAUACCUUGCCACACAGGUGCAAGGAUUACAACAUUACCAGCCCAGUUCUGUAACAGGUACUGAGGCUGCUUUUGUGGUAAAUACAGACAUAUAUACAAAGGAGAAAAUGAUUCCUGCUUCCAGUAAUAAAAGUGUACCGAUCAUCGCUAAAAGAGAAGUUAAAAAGGAAUUGAAUGAAGGAAUCCAAGCUCUUUCUAACAGUGAGGAGGAGAGGAAAGGGGUGGCAGCUGCAUUGCUCGCUCCCUUACUCCCUGAAGGGGUAAAAGAGGAGGAAGAAAGAUGGAGAAGAAAAGUAAUUUGUAAAGAAGCAGAUCUGGUGUCAGAGGCGAAGGAAACAAGCCCAGCAGCAGAGGAAAUGGGGCCGAAUAUAAAGCCACCAGAAGUUAUGAUGGACAGCACAGAAGACCCUGCUCAGGAGGAUCUUUGCAGUGUUGUUCAAUCUGGAGAAAGUGAGGAGGAGGAAGAGGAGGAGCAAGAUACCCUUGAGCUGGAGCUAGCUUUGGAAAGGAAGAAAGCAGAGUUACGAGCCUUGGAAGAAGGAGAUGGUAGUGUGUCAGGGUCUAGUCCACGUUCUGACAUCAGCCAGCCAGCAUCUCAGGACGGAAUGCGUAGGAUUAUGUCUAAAAGAGGAAAAUGGAAGAUGUUUGUUCGAGCUACAAGUCCAGAAUCCACCAGCCGAAGUUCUAGUAAAACUGGACGAGAGACUCCAGAAAAUGGAGAAACUGCAAUUGGUGCUGAAGAUUCCGAAAAAAUAGAAGAAAUUUCAGACAAAGAAACGGAAGUACAAGAGUCUUCUGAGAAGAUAAAAGUCCAGAUAGCACCUAAAGUGGAGGAAGAGCAGGACCUGAAAUUUCAGAUUGGCGAACUGGCAAAUACCCUGACAAGUAAAUUUGAAUUCCUAGGGAUUAAUAGACAGUCCAUCUCCAACUUUCACAUGCUGCUCUUACAGACUGAGACUCGAAUUGCAGACUGGCGGGAAGGGGCUCUCAAUGGAAAUUACCUAAAGCGAAAACUUGAGGAUGCUGCAGAACAGCUAAAACAGUAUGAAAUAAACGCCACUCCUAAAGGCUGGUCCUGCCACUGGGACAGGGAUCAUAGACGAUAUUUCUAUGUAAAUGAACAGUCCGGCGAGUCUCAGUGGGAAUUCCCAGAUGGUGAGGAGGAGGAAGAAAACCAAGCACAGGAAGUUAGAGAUGAGAGUCUUCCUAAGCUGACCGUGAAAGACAAAACCUGCACUGAUUCAAACUCUACAGAAUCCUCUGAGAAUUCCACGGGUUCUCUUUGCAAAGAAUCAUUCUCUGGUCAAGUUUCAUCAUCACUCAUGCCACUUACUCCAUUCUGGACCCUCCUCCAGUCAAAUGUACCUGUACUUCAGCCUCCAUUACCUCUGGAAAUGCCUCCACCUCCACCUCCACCCCCAGAAUCUCCUCCUCCUCCACCUCCACCCCCUCCUCCACCACCUCCAUUAGAAGAUGGUGAGAUUCAGGAGGUAGAAAUGGAGGAUGAGGGAAGUGAGGAGCCUCCUGCUCCCGGAACAGAGGAGGAUACUCCUUUGAAACCUUCAACACAGACCACAGUUGUAACCAGCCAGAGUUCAGUUGAUUCCACUGCCUCUAGUCCUCCAUCCACCAAAGCAGUAAAGAGAAAGGCUCCAGAGAUUAGUUCUGCAGUAGUUCAGAGAUCAGCUACUAUUGGUAGUUCUCCAGUUCUCUACAGCCAGUCAGCUAUAGCUGCAGGUCACCAAGCAGUGGGGAUGGCACACCAAGCUGUUGGGAUGGCACACCAAGCAGUAUCUGUUAGCCAUGCAGCGGCAGGAAUGGGUCAUCAGGCCAGAGGGAUGAGCCUGCAGUCAAAUUACCUGGGACUAGCUGCAGCACCUGCGAUUAUGAGUUAUGCGGAAUGUUCUGUCCCGAUUGGAGUGACCACUUCGUCACUGCAGCCAGCUCAGGCUCGAGGAACUAUGGCAGCGCCUGCUGUUGUAGAACCACCUCCACCCCCACCUCCUCCACCUACACCUACACCACCACCACCACCACCAGCUCCCAAAGUGCCACCAACAGAGAAGACGAAAAAAGGGAAGAGAGAUAAGGCAAAGAAAAGUAAAACAAAAAUGCCAUCUUUGGUAAAGAAAUGGCAGAGUAUCCAGCGGGAGUUAGAUGAAGAAGAUAAUUCAAGUUCCAGUGAAGAGGACCGGGAAUCCACUGCACAGAAGCGAAUUGAGGAAUGGAAACAGCAGCAGCUGGUGAGUGGCCUGGCAGAAAGAAAUGCUAAUUUUGAAGCCCUUCCUGAGGAUUGGCGAGCAAGACUGAAGAGAAGGAAAAUGGCUCCCAACACAUAGUUUUAAUUUUGUUUUGUUUUAUAUUCAGUCUUACCAAGAUUUAAACUGUUGUCAAAUGAACUGUGAUGUUAUAAUGAAGAACAUAUACAUUUCCUGGGCAGGGACACAUGCAUACAAAGCUGUCCAUUUAUGGAAUGUAAUUUUUCUGUUUGCUGAAAAUGAGGUGAUUAGAAUUGCUUUGACCUGGCUGUCAUUAUUCUCACACUGGCAAACUUAGCAUGUUAGAUGAGUCAGACAUGUGAGUCAUGAGCAUGGAACCUCUGUAUAGGACUUGCUGGCAAAAGUGAAGGGCUUCCUUGCCCAGUAGAGGCUUGUUUAGUUCCUAGUGUGACACUCCCUCCCUUCUACUCCAGAACAAGUGCAAUUAAGGCAGCUCUGUAUCCUACCUUGCUUGACCAUCAGGAUCUCUUUCUGACCUCCUCCUCAAGUCUGCUGCCCCUGAAGUGUUGAGAUCUGUGCUGAUGGCUGGCCACACUUGAGAGUAAUUCUUUCUCAGCAAUCCUAGAACAUUCUCUUUGCAGCAGGUGGCAUAUUUACACACAGGCAGGAGCAGCAUCAUCAGGUGUUUAGAUCCUUGGUUUUGAGAAAUUCCCCUAAGUGUGUGGCAGUAAGUAUAAUAAGCCACUUUGUGUAUUGUCUUCAUCGUCUUAACCCACUUCAAAAAUACACUUUCCUUCUAUGUGUGGAUGUGUUCUCCAUAAGAUUCCAGUAUUUAAGAAGCUGUUCACUGUUGUGUACUUUCUAUUGUAUCACAAUCAGGAAAGGUCACUUUAAACUGAAGAAAAAAGCAAAUUGUGUCUUAAAGAUGUUUGUAUUUCUCCAGUUUCUGACAUUGUAAAUUUGUAUAUAUGCACCAAUAAAGCUCUUUUUAUACUUCUGAUUGGUUAUCCUCUGCUCUCCUAAGCAUGUUACCCCGCAGUUAUAGAACCAGAACUUAGUGUAUGUCCAUUUUUAGUUCUAAUCAGACCUGGUACAGAGCAUACACUGACAUUGUAGUGUCUUGGGGAUAUAGGAAGACCGGGUUUUAAGAAACAUACCACACACACAGGCGUUUCCAGAUAAGAUGGUGCCAUUUUCUGGAGCUUGUAUCCUGUUAAUAAUAAUCGCUGAUAUUUGGCCUACUUAAGUCCUAGAAACAAUGUAAUGUAAUAUGUGGGGGGGAGGAGUGCUUUAUAGCUUUUUAUUAAGUAAUACAAAGCUGAUUAUGGAAAGUAAUAGAUACUUAAGAUUAUAAUCACAAUAGUUAACCAAAGAUAGUAGUUUGGAUUUUAUUCUAGUAUAUUCCUAUGCAGUUCAACUUUUUUUUUACUCAUAUUACAGUGUAUUAGAUUUUAUUUAUCAUGCGCUAAUGUUGGGAUGCCCCACUUUGUACAUAAAAUUGUUUUGUAAUUUACAUAGAUUAAAUUUCUACAAAUAAAGGUUAUCAACUAGCUAUUAAA
Messenger RNA from Arvicanthis niloticus (Nile rat), 4760 nucleotides. It is a transcript of the gene Fnbp4, whose product is annotated as formin binding protein 4. The record is from RefSeq and is a predicted model, not a curated record. Gene Ontology annotation, molecular function: protein binding. Lineage: Eukaryota; Metazoa; Chordata; Mammalia; Rodentia; Muridae.